AACAAUCCUCCUCCCUCCUACAGCACAUGCUCCAUCCUCUUGGGGCAGCCGGUGCAUGUUCAAGGUGCAGUCUUGGUGGAAGUGAACCAACAACAAUACAAUUCUAACUGGGACAGUUCGCAGGGCUGACCACAUCAGAGCCAUUGACACUGUGGACUGUUCAUCAUCAGAUCAACACACUGAAGAGGCAGAGGACCCAAACCUCAUCUGGCUUCAAGUAGACCACUUGCAACAUCUGGAGAAGCAGGUUGGGCAGCAAAAUGAUUCUUCUACUGAGCCUUCUCUGCACCUUGUGCCUGGUUGGUCCCGUUCUAGGCCAGGACAUGCCUUAUGAGGAAUAUAUGGCCCAGAUCCAGGCCUGCCCCAAAGAGUGUCGCUGCCCCCCAAACUUUCCACGCGCUGUCUACUGUGACAAUAAAGGCUUGAAGAGCAUCCCCAAUAUCCCCCCUUAUACUUGGUAUCUCUACCUGCAGAACAAUCUCAUAGAAGUGCUGUCGGCAGAUUCACUACGCAAUGCCACAGAGCUGCGCUGGCUGAACAUAAAUCGCAACAAAAUCACCACUGAGGGAGUAAAAGAAGGUGUCCUGAAUGCAAUGUCUCACCUGGCGCACCUCUACAUGGAUGACAACCUCUUGUCUUCUGUGCCAUCUCCCCUGCCAGCCAGCCUUGAACAUCUGCGUCUCUCUCGCAAUCGUAUCUCCAAGAUCCCUCCUGGUGUCUUCAAUGGGCUGGAAAAGCUGAACCUCUUGGACCUGCAGGGAAACAAGCUAAUGGAUGAUGAUGUUACUGAGGUGAGCUUGAAGGGUCUAAACAGCCUGAUACAGAUAAACCUAGCCAAGAAUCAGCUGAGUCGCAUGCCACUUGGCCUACCACCCACCACCACCCAGCUUUUUCUUGAUGGCAACAACAUUGAGAAGAUCCCAUCUGGCUACUUCAAAGGCUUGCCGAAAGUGGCAUUUCUGAGGCUCAACCACAAUAAGCUUGGCAGCAGUGGGGUUCCAAAGAAUGUAUUCAAUGUUUCCAGCAUUUUGGACUUACAGCUGUCACACAACCAGCUGACUGAGGUCCCCCUCAUUCCUUCAGGCCUUGAGCACCUUCACCUGGACCACAACAGGAUCGGAAAUGUUAGUGGCUCCAAUGUGUGUCCUGUAGACCUGGAGACUUUGGAUGACUCAGUCAAUGAAAGUGUUCCUCGACUGCGCUACCUCAGACUGGAUGGCAAUACAAUCAAGCCACCAAUUCCCCGGGAUGUCAUUCUGUGCUUCCGUCUCCUGAGGUCCAUCGUCAUCUAAAAAUGUCAUAAGCUUAUUUCUGCCUCAUCUGUUACACUUGUGAAUUUAUGCAAAAGAAAUGGGUUAAAAGUAAUAUUUGCAUGUUUGGUCAAUAUUUGACACUUGUUCCCAUCAAGUUGUUUUUUUGUUCUGACCAAGGGGAAGGUACAUUUUAGAUUCCGAAAAAUUAUUUUCAGUGGAAUUUAAAUAAAAUCUAAAAGAAAGUAUAAGAUUUGGAACGCAUUGGUUUUAAUGUUUAUUUAGGCUGCAAUCUGUUGACUACUAGUUGUGCCUUAUGAGGAUAUAAGCAUCUGUAUGUACAGUUGACCAUGACAAUGUGAUUUGAUUUAGAUGAAAAAGGAGAUCAUC
Labrus mixtus (cuckoo wrasse) is the source of this 1640-nucleotide messenger RNA. RefSeq names its product keratocan (gene kera). The coding region runs from base 261 to 1292 and encodes 343 amino acids. Lineage: Eukaryota; Metazoa; Chordata; Actinopteri; Labriformes; Labridae. The transcript has 3 exons. The record is from RefSeq and is a predicted model, not a curated record. Gene Ontology annotation, molecular function: protein binding.